This is a messenger RNA of Pyrenophora tritici-repentis Pt-1C-BFP, 663 nucleotides long. RefSeq names its product 60S ribosomal protein uL23. The record is from RefSeq and is a predicted model, not a curated record. Gene Ontology annotation, molecular function: structural constituent of ribosome. Lineage: Eukaryota; Fungi; Ascomycota; Dothideomycetes; Pleosporales; Pleosporaceae. Gene Ontology annotation, biological process: ribosomal large subunit assembly; translation. Gene Ontology annotation, cellular component: ribosome; cytosolic large ribosomal subunit.
CGACUGCGACUCUCGACACUAACGACAGGACUACCAAACCGCCAAAAUGGGACCCAAGCCAGCCUCCAAGACCGCUACCAAGACCGGCAAGCAAGCCAAUGCUGCCGCCAAAGCAGCCCUCCGCGGCUCGUAUGCGAACAAGAAGCGCGCGAUCAGGAAGAACACCAGCUUCCACCGCCCCAAGACCCUCGAGCUCUCGCGCGCCGGCAAGUACCCCCGCAAGUCGGUCCCCCAUGCGCCUCGCAUGGAUGCGGAGAAGGUCCUCAUCCAUCCUCUCAACACCGAGUCGGCCAUGAAGAAGAUUGAGGAGAACAACACCCUCGUCUUCAUCUGCAACGUCAAGGCCAACAAGCGCCAAAUCGCCGCCGCACUCAAGAAGCAGUACGACGUCAGCUGCGUCAAGAUCAACACCCUCAUCCGACCUGACGGCUCAAAGAAGGCUUUCUGCCGCCUCACCGCCGAUGUCGACGCUCUCGACAUUGCGGCCACCAAGCUUGCCAUCGUUUAAGAGGUUGUCUCUGUAAAAGGGAAAGGCAUGGUCAUGAAUGGGUCUGGUUAUACCUGGAAAAGCGAUGUGAUAUGCAUGGCCGGCGUUCAUGGGAUAAACGUAGUCACGGUGACUCGAAUGAAUCAGAUUUCCACAUGACGCCAAUGUUGAGUUUG